AUGGCUAAGGUGAGUGUACCAAGACUAAAAGGUGAAAGGAUGGGAGUCUUUGCUACACGUUCUCCACACCGGCCUUGCCCAAUUGGGCUCACUGUUGCAAAGGUGGAGGCAGUGUAAGGAAAUAUGGUUCUGUUAUCUGGUGUGGAUCUGGUUGAUGGGACUCCAAUACUCGAUAUCAAACCGUAUCUACCAUACUGUGACAGCAUACAUGGAGCAGCAGUGCCAGAGUGGGUAGACAGUGUAUUGGGUAAUACUUCAGAUUUGGAUGACGACCAAGAUGAAGAGCAAGUUCCUAUUCCUUCUGAGAACAUACUUUAUCAUCUGAUUUUGGAAGGACUGGAUGUCUCAUAUAGAAUUGAUUGCAACAGCAAUGUCAUUGUCGAAAAAGCAAAAAUUUCAUCCGAAUUCUUUAGUAGUAAUAGAAGUCGGUGUAACUACUUAAUGUGGAGAGAGCAACUAACUUAAUUGAUUCAUUGUUUUGA
Pistacia vera is the source of this 482-nucleotide messenger RNA. RefSeq names its product tRNA (adenine(37)-N6)-methyltransferase-like. NCBI's taxonomy places the organism in Eukaryota, Viridiplantae, Streptophyta, Magnoliopsida, Sapindales, Anacardiaceae. The transcript is spliced from 5 exons. The record is from RefSeq and is a predicted model, not a curated record.